AUGGGCCACCACGGCCCCAUGGGUGGCCACGGUCAUGGUGGUGGGCGGAUGGGUGGCAGCGGUGUUGUCCCCUUCCGUGCCGGUGACUGGAAGUGCGGUAACGAGGUUUGCGGCUACCAUAACUUUGCCAAGAAUGUGUGCUGUCUUCGCUGCGGUGCUAGCCGAGCUGGUGCCGCCGUUGUGGCGGACUCGGGCUAUCCUUCGCCCAUGGAUGGCGGCUCAAACUAUCCCAUGAGCCAAAAUUCUAUGGGCAGUGGCCAUGGCCACGGGCCUUUGCAUCUCCCGCCGGGAGCUUCGCGUCCGGCGCACCUACGCUCUUCCUUCGGGCAUCGGCGGGGCGCGACCUCGUACCCUUCGCUGAACACCCACUUUGGCCCCAGCCCCGGCUCCCAUUCUGCCGGCCCUUUUGACAGCCGUGCCGCGGAAGCUGCUUUCCAGUCUGCCACCAACGGCCCUGCGUCGGCCGGCCCGUCCAACAACUUUUACAACCAGAACGAGAACGAUCCUUUCUCCUUCCUUUCGUCUGGCAUGGGCGGCCUUUCGGUCAGCAACAAUGAGGGCCGCCAGAACGGUGGUGCUGCUCCCAGCAAGCCUUUCGCUAAAGUGUGA
Molecule: messenger RNA, 609 nt
Organism: Parascedosporium putredinis
Lineage: Eukaryota; Fungi; Ascomycota; Sordariomycetes; Microascales; Microascaceae
Source: the annotation of a GenBank genome assembly